Molecule: messenger RNA, 507 nt
Organism: Xenia sp. Carnegie-2017
Lineage: Eukaryota; Metazoa; Cnidaria; Anthozoa; Malacalcyonacea; Xeniidae
Product: prefoldin subunit 1-like
Exons: 4
Coding region: 15-383 (122 amino acids)
Biological process (GO): protein folding
Cellular component (GO): prefoldin complex; cytoplasm
Molecular function (GO): protein folding chaperone
Source: RefSeq, a predicted model, not a curated record
AAUUAAUUUCCAAGAUGGCGGAUCCUCAGCUAGAUCAAGACCUUAAAAAGGCUUUUCAAGAUUUGCAAACUUUGAUGUUGGAAUCGACUCAGAAAAUGAAGAUAUCGGAAAUGCAGAUUGAACAGUUAAAAGGGACAAUUAAACGGGAAAAGUUGACUCAAGAGGAAAUAAAUGGCCUAGAGCCGGAGACAAAGACCUACGAAUCCAUUGGAAGGAUGUUCUUGCAACAGCCGAUGGAUAUUAUCCUAGGGAAUAUAGAAGAGAAAAUACGGGCAGCAGAAGUCAAAGUUAAAACAAUUGAGGGCAACAAGAAGCACUUGGAGGGCAAGAUACAAGAACACCAGAAUAACAUAAGAGAAAUGGUGGCCACGAGACAUAAAUAAACACAAUUCCAUCAUAAGAUUGUAUAGUGCCAGCUUUUCGGCGGAUUAAAGCGUAUAAUUAGAAAUUUCGUUUGGCAAGACGAGAGCAGUUUUCGCACUAUUUAUUAAAGUAAACCAAGAUAAA